GAGAGAGAGAGAGAGAGAGAGAGAGAGAGUGUGUGUGUGUGUGUGUGUGUGUUUGAAGGUCAAAAAAUUCAUAACUACCUUAGUAGGCGUAAUACGAAAUUAUUUCUAAGCUAUUCAAUGCUGAAUGAAUUUAGUGGAAAAUAUUCGGAACGUUUUCGCUGCAUGGAAUAUGAGAUUAAGUUUUAUAGAUCAUUUUAGAAUAUUGGAGAACAUACAGUAUAUCAUAUACAUUAAGUUCUUAAGAUGAUCCAGAAUUUUGUAGAAGUUUCCAGAAGAAUUUGGAAUUUAGAAAUCUACCUACGCCGAAGAGGGAUAUAUAUUACAUUUUACAGGGGACGAGCAAAUAGCCGUAACUAUUUCUUAACUUGAACAUCGCGUGAACUCGUGGCCACGUAAUUUUGAGCAUUGUUGGUCAAAGAGCCGUAGAAUGUUGGGAGGUAAACUAGAUCUGCCAAUGACAGCACCGCUCUCUUCACUUCACCUUCAUGGUUUGUUCUCCUUGCCUCCGUCAGAGAGAGUGAAACUUUGCUGUGUUCAGUGGCGCGCAGAGUUCGGGCGAGAAAAAAAACUUCGCCCAGUGAAAAUAUUGACGAAAUUCGUUGGAUUGCGGUUAAUGUAAAUCAGAAAGUUGCGGUUUGCUGACGCUUUUGUCUCGUUUUCGCAGUAGUGCUGUCACAUCCUCUAACUCAGGCCGAAACUCCGAACAUCACCAGAGCAUCAGACAAGGUGUCUGUAUUUUAAGGACCAUGUCCAAAUGAAAUAGUUUUUAUCAUGAAAUAGAGUAAUUCUUGGUCGUCUGUUACUUGAAUUCCUCUCCAUUUCCGUAAAUGAUAUUCCUUUAAACCUGUCUGCGAUGUCGUCACUCGGUGAACUAAACACGGCCAGUUCAGCAUGUUCCUUCGAAAGAUCGCCGCAAAGUGUUUCUUAUCCCACUGUUCUCCCAGGACGUCUUACCGGGCCUCUGUCUUCACUGCUCUUCUUUGCUCUUUGUGCUCUUCUGCAACACCGGGUGUAGCUGCCUCGCACAUCGCGCCUGAUACUGUUAGUGCGAGCACUCGGCGGGCUGUUGGCCAUCAGGACUCCGAACAGCAUCCCGCCUGGAACACCAGAUCUCCCGGGUUACAAGCCAAACACCGCCCAGGCGGGAGAGGGUUCAAGUUCCGUACUUGAGAGGAAAAACUUUAUAGUUAAGUUCUUCGUCUUUCACUUACCUUAAACAAGAUAUAAAUAUUUGAUCAUUUGUAUGUGAUAUCUAUUUGGUGAGUGAAAAUCCAAACUCCCAAUCAAUUGAUAAAAAUUUAAUACGUUAUGUUGGUCGAUACUGUUACGUUUGACUUAUUAUACAAUAUUUCAACUAAGUCACUUUUGACCAAUUUUGUCAGCUAUUAUGUGCAGAGAAAUUAUUUGUUAUAAGUUCAUGAUGUUCAUCCAAGGAUGAAAAACCGUCAUUAGAAUGCUUUUAAAAUAUAAUUAUAAAGUUUGGGACAAACUUAAAGUAGUUUGAGGAAAUAUAUCACAUACGAGGCCCAGACUCGUCUUGUUUCAAUGGAUUGCUCGCCAUGGAACGUGUUCCAGAUUGCCGGUGGAUGGCGGCGGUGCUGGUGCUGGGGGCGGCGGUGCUGGGGGCGGCGGCCCGGGACGGCCCCGGGGGCGGGCUCUACCCGCGGCAGUCGGAGAGCCGCGACGUGCGCAGCCUGGACGGCGUGUGGGACUUCCGGCUGUCCCCGGAGUCGGACCCGCUGCUCGGCUUCCGGGAGCACUGGUACAGCCAGCCCCUGCGCCAGACGGGGCCGACGGCGCCCAUGCCGGUGCCGGCCAGCUACAACGACGUCACGCAGCUGAAGGAGGUUCGCGACCACGUGGGGCUGGCCUGGUACGACCGCAGCUUCUUCGUGCCCGCGGCCUGGCGGCUGCCGGCGGUGCGGGUGUGGCUCCGCUUCGGCAGCGUGCACUACACGGCACACGUGUGGCUGAACGGACAGCUGGUGAUGACGCACGAGGGUGGACACCUGCCCUUCCAGCGUGACGUCAGCUCUGUACUGAAGCACGGCGCCAGCAACCUGCUGACAGUCGCCGUCGACAACACUCUGCUGGAGACCUCCGUGCCACAGGGCCGCCUCAAGGAGCUGCACACGGACAACGGCACACGCAUCGUGCAGACGUACACCUUCGACUUCUUCAACUACGCGGGCAUCCACCGACCUGUGCUGCUGCAUACCACACCCGCCACUUACGUGGACGAUGUGUCUGUGCAAACUAACCUGAAGGACAGCCUGGGUGUGGUGGAAUACAACGUGACCAUAGGCGGCACGGACCCAUCGGAAGAAAUGCUGUGCCAAGUAACACUAAUGGACCGAGAUGGAAAGCCAGUUGUUAAUGGCACACCAGGGCUGCAGGGCCGACUGGAGGUCAAUGCACCACAGCUGUGGUGGCCCCGCCUCAUGCAUCUGGACCCCGGGUACCUCUACACCCUCCAGGUGCGACUAGAGGCGCCUCAUCUGGGCACCACGGAUGUGUAUCGACUACCCAUCGGCUUGAGGACACUGCAGUGGAACAGCACUGCCAUCACCAUCAACCAGCGACCACUCUACAUGCGCGGAUUUGGAAAGCAUGAGGAUGCUGACAUCCGCGGCAAGGGGCUGGACCUGGUGACUGCGGUGAAGGACUACAACCUGAUGGAGUGGAUUGGAGGCAACACAUUCCGUACGUCGCACUACCCGUACAGCGAGGAGGUCAUGGAGAUGGCUGACCGGCGGGGCUUCAUGGUCGUGGACGAGAGCCCUAGUGUGGACACCGUGGGCUUCUCGUCAGUCUUGCUGGAGAAGCACAAGGCCGUCCUGAGCGAGCUGGUUCGCCGCGACAGGAACCACCCCAGCGUGGUCAUGUGGUCCGUCUCCAACGAGGCCCGGACCCACCUGCCGGCCGCCGAGGCCUACUUCGAGUCCGUGGUGCAGCACGUGCGACAGCUGGACUCGACACGGCCCGUCACCUUCGCCACCGCACGGGGCUUCUGGGAGGACAAGGCUGCCCAGUUCAUGGACGUGAUCGGCUUCAACCGCUACAACGCGUGGUACUCCAACCCCGGUCGCACCGACACCAUCCGGCCCAACGUGGUGCAAGAGGCAGAGGGCUGGCACCGCGCCUUCCACAAGCCCGUCUUCAUGAGCGAGUACGGCGCGGACACCAUGCCGGGACUGCACCUGUCGCCGGCGUACAUCUGGUCGGAGGAGUACCAAGUAGAGGUGCUGUCGGAACACUUCAGGGCGUUCGACGAGCUGCGCGGCAAGGGCUUCUUCGUGGGCGAGAUGGUGUGGAACUUCGCGGACUUCAACACAGCGCAGACCUACACGAGGGUCGGUGGCAACAAGAAGGGCGUCUUCACGCGCGCCCGGCAGCCCAAGGCCGGCGCGCACCACGUCAGGAGGCGCUACCUCGCCCUCGCCCAAGAGCUGGACCUAGUGACUCCGCCGGAGGACGUCCGCAGCUACGUCUUGCAGCCCUGCAACUGUAGCAGGACGAGGGACGAGUUGUAGCCUCAUGUUGUCCCGGGAGCCACCGGGGAGCAACUGGUCGGAGCAUCUUGGACACACGACCCAACUAAGCUUCGUCUCGACACCCUCGCUAGCACCAGUGGCUUACGUUGGCGCUGAUCACGUUAAACACAGCCCUACUCCAAUGUGCCUUGCUCGCUACAAGAUGGAGCUGCUGUGGUGUCGGUGUGAACAAGCCACGCUUGUGUUUCCUACAGAGGCCCGCCAGCACUGGGAGGCUCAGGGCGUGUAGCAGUUGUACCAGCGGGAAGUGACCUUGUGCAUGUGGCCGUCAUCACUCUAUACUGGUGACGAGCACUACUAGGCUUUCCCAUCACCAAGAGAUGUGGGUGCACUUUGCCCCGUGGCGCGGUCAGCAAGGGUUAUUUCAGUAUUCACAAACUACUCAGGUCUUAUGGAAGCAGAUGCAUCGACAAAUGCCAGACUUCAAAAAUCGUUGUUUGAGCAGAAAGUGAUGUGGGUGGUCUGACCUCAGCCACCUUGUGGUCAAAAUAUUCAUUGAAUUUUAUUGUUUUUGUUAUAUAUAUAUAUAUAUAUAUAUAUAUAUAUAUAUAUUUAUUUAUUUUUGUUUUUCUCUUAUAUUAGAAACAACUUUGUACCUAAUUGGUAUUCUUUGGUAAACAUUUUUUUUCAUCCUCGGCACUCCUUUUCCCUACUUACUUCCCAUCACUAGAUUUUUUAUUUAAUUUUUUUCUCUGCUGUUGGUAUUUCUUCUAAUAUCUAUAAUCUAUACAGUUCACUAAUUUGUGUUAUGUUUUUCUUCAGUGAAUGUAGUGCAUUAUUUUUAUUUUGUACUUUCUGAUUCUUGCUGUUCUUUCUCUGGUACUUACCAAUAUAUUUAAUAAUACAGAAUGUCUACAAUUACCUGGUGAUUCAAAUUCAGGACCCUUUUUAAUUUAAUACUCUUAAAACUUAUUAAAAAAAAACUGUUAUAUAUGAAAAACAAAAUAAAGCACAAAACAAAAUAUAUUUACUACAUAAACUUUUUAUAUUAAUGUGCACUUAUAAACUUAAAAGAGGCGUCAAACAAUAAAAUUCAAGUAGGCGAAAGGCUGCUGGUAAUGAGAUCUUCGUGACUGCCAACACCCUUGCUGUUCAUUUAAACUUUUUCCUGACUUUCAUAACCAGUCCUUCAGUUUCGUUCUUUUACAAAACUUUCUUGCCUUUUGUGAUCUGUAGACAUCCUGUAAUAAAGUAAUUUAUGUGGCGCUCUCAGCUGUUUGUAAAUAAAAAACUAUUACAGAAUGCUAGUCAAAUUUAGUUAGGGGACACAAUAACAGUAGUUGUAUUUAUCACGCACUCAACUGCAGAUUCCACUCUAUCAUCCUUCACUUGAAAGACAGGUGCAUUCACUCGUGCCUGCCACACAUCAAUGACAUGCGCUUGUUUAACAAUGUGUGUCGACCAACAGAAGCAGCAAUUCCUUUACAGCCAGCGACUACACUAGCUCGGGCUCACACACCAAGCUGUUUGCUAUGGUUUUCUCGUCAUUGCUGUUCUUGCAGAUUUAUCACAGAAGCGCUCUUGUAUUUCAUGAACUGAUACUUUCUAAAUACUAUCUAAAAACCUGCAAGAAGUCACACAGUGUUCAUAGUUGAUUAUGAUCACUUGUAGACUUCUUGCAGCUUAAAAAUAAUGUUUAGGAAAUACCUGGAAAGAAAAACUUUUACCCAACAACAAAUGCAAGAGAACUAGAACACAAUUAAAUGGUCAACAAAUUGUUUCUUUUUUAAAUUAAGCUGUUGUGUAAUAGUUUUAUUCUGGUUAAGCAUAUGGUUAUGGGUAUUUUUGCCUUCCAUAAGGAAAAGGAAAACUUGUAGACCAACUUUUUCUUGCAAGACAUCAUCUUAAUUUAACUAUGUUAUGUCAAACUGGAGCCAGCAAAGCUAUUCUGCAAAACACUUUCAUUGGAAAUAAACAAAUGAAAACAAAACUUUUUUUUUAACUGUGAAAACCUUACUGAACCAUGUCAAGUGGUGUCGAAGUGGUUACUCUGGGUAUGUUCGUCCUGAAGGCAACAAGCUGGCCAAUCCCCUUCCUUCGUUCCCUGAGGAGUCUCACAUGCUCCUUGACAGAUCCUAUCAUCCAUUGGACCAACGGAUCAACAACACCAACACACACACAGCUCAAUAUCAGCCAGCAAAAAUUUUAACAUCAUGACUAGAAUGCAAAUUACUACAAAUGAC
Messenger RNA from Bacillus rossius redtenbacheri, 5737 nucleotides. RefSeq names its product beta-glucuronidase. NCBI's taxonomy places the organism in Eukaryota, Metazoa, Arthropoda, Insecta, Phasmatodea, Bacillidae. The record is from RefSeq and is a predicted model, not a curated record. Gene Ontology annotation, biological process: carbohydrate metabolic process; glucuronoside catabolic process. The transcript is spliced from 12 exons. Bases 1560 to 3533 code for a protein of 657 amino acids. Gene Ontology annotation, molecular function: beta-glucuronidase activity; carbohydrate binding.